Molecule: messenger RNA, 1176 nt
Organism: Colletotrichum phormii
Lineage: Eukaryota; Fungi; Ascomycota; Sordariomycetes; Glomerellales; Glomerellaceae
Exons: 2
Coding region: 49-822 (257 amino acids)
Source: RefSeq, a predicted model, not a curated record
GUUGUGCAGUUGAGGAAAUCUUUUGAGCCCGUUAUCCAGCCCUCGCCAAUGUCACGAUUUCCCAUUAGAAAACACUAUCUCACAUCGACUUGUUCACAACCCUCAAGAAUCUUUCGCCGCACAUUCUUCACAAACGUCAAAAUGUCUUCGGAUUCCGGCCACAUCAACUUCCCUGGCAAGACCUCCGCCACCCCAGGCGAAGAAUUCGAGGUCCGCCAAACCUCAACCACCGAAGAUUACCAUCCCAACCCGUCCAAGUCAAUCCCGCUUACACCCGCGCGUCAGCGACUGAUCGACGAUAUCAUCGCGCUAUACUCGAUGGAGCCCACGGUUGAGCGCGUGAAGCGAUACACCGCUGACUGCGUGUACGAUGACCAGUUCGUCUACGCCAACGAUCGGUACAAGAUGGCCGGGCAGUGGUUCGCCUUACCCAAGCUCUUCAAUGCGAGCAUCAAUGAGGGUUAUGAGAUUGUCAAGAACGACCGCGAUCUGAUCCAAUUCAGAAACGAGCAGAGCUGGACUUUCAAGCUCAUUCCAAAGACUGCGACUAUCAAUGCGCUCGUCAGUCUUAGCUUGGACCCUGGCACCGUCGAUAGUGAUUUCAUCCAGGUCAAGUACCACAAGGACCAGGCCAAUGACAAGGACUACAGUCACGAGGGCGUUGGGUUUUCGUUCAAGAAGUGGCAGGCGGACAACGUUAUCAAGGUUAUGGAUAGUAAAGAGGUCGAAGCUUUCGCUGCGGAUAAGGAUGCCAGCAAGAACAAGGUGAAGAAGUAUGGCACUGGCAAGACCGAAGGGGAUGCACCUAUUAAAGAUCUCUGAGGUAUUGGUCAUGAGAGACUUAUGUGGACACGGGCUGGUCUCGCUCACUGGUUUGAAAAGUCGGUCAAAUAGAAUAGCUCCUUCGUCGCAUGAGUUCCGUAAUGACCAUGGGCGAAAAAACGAACUUUACAGAAGAUCUCUGGGUGCGUCGCGAUGAAAGAGUUGGAACGUGCCUUUCGGCGUUGCUUCACUAGAUAAAGUAUUUCUUCUGCCUCGUCAACCUUUCAAUGUUAUCACACAGCGUCAGAUAAAUACUCUUCGAGUCAAUGUCAACACAUUCGGGUGCGUUUUAUCAACGAUAUGAACUGAAUCCACAUAAAUCUGGAAAUGAGUUGCAUUCCCAGUGCUGCCUAC